AUGAAUUCUCCUGUAAGAGAGAAACUCGAUGCCAGCCAUGUUGAAGAUAUGGACAAGCCAUGCGGAAAGCAGAAUGCCCUGGACGCUGAGAACCUCCCGUCUUACGAUGACGAUGAAACCAGAAUGGUCCGGCGCAAAAUCGACUGGCGUCUGAUUCCCAUGCUUACUUUGCUGUAUCUGCUGGCAUUUCUCGACCGCGGCAAUAUAGGCAACGCGAAAGUGGCUGGUAUGAACAACGACCUCGGGCUUACCCCCACGCAGUACAACCUUGCUUUGACGGUCUUCUUUAUACCGUAUGCCCUUUUCGAAGUCCCAAGCAACGUGGUCCUGAAGCUGAUGAGGCCUUGUCGGUGGAUCGCAUUUCUCGUCAUCUCAUGGGGAGCGGUCAUGACCUGCCAGGGACUUGUACGGAACUUUGGCGGCCUCGUUACAACACGCGUCCUUCUGGGUGUGUUCGAGGCCGGAUUCUUACCGGCUAGUACCUACCUGCUUGGUGAAUGGUACUGCCGAUUCGAGCUGCAGUGGCGUCUGUCCAUGUUUUUCUCGGCUGCGUCCAUGGCUGGAGCAUUCUCCGGUCUGCUGUCAUUUGCCGGUGUUGGUGGUCUGGAAGGGUGGCGAUGGAUUUUCAUCCUGGAAGGCAUCGUCACUGUCGUUGUUGGGGCGAAUUUCAUUAAGACUCGUCUCGAAAAUGACUCAGGCACUUCGUCGGGGAGGGUACAGACUUCUGAAUCCGAGUUAUUCAAAUGGGCAUACCUUAACUCUGUCUUGCUCGAUUGGAGGAUUUGGUUUACUAUCUUUAAUAUCUGGGGAAAUACCAUCCCAGUGUAUGGCUUCACUUUCACAGCGCCAACUAUCAUCCAUGAGCUCGGGUACAGUGCGGAGCAAGCCCAGCUGCUCACCAUCCCAAUUUAUGCCGUGGGUUUGGUUGCUACCCUCCUUGUGUCCUGGCUUGCGGACAGAUACCACCGAAGAUGGAUAUUCAUCAUGAUUCCUUAUACAGUGGCUCUGAUUGCUGGAGUAUACCCUCCUGCCAUCACCUUGUUCGCGUGGCUUUCCAAUAACCUCUCGCCGACAUGGAAACGCCGCGCCACAGGCAUGGCCCUGAGCAUCAUGCUCGGCAAUAUCGGCGGUGCCAUCGGCUCCAAUAUUUACUUGGCACGAGAAUCACCAGUAGGCGCAUACGCAAGCGCAAAUCGCAAGCGAGAUGAAAUGUCAGAGGAUGAAAUCCGAGCCAAGUACACAGAGCAGGAACUGUUGGACCUCGGAGAUCGGUCCCCAUUAUACCGGUAUGUCUUGUAA
This is a messenger RNA of Clonostachys solani, 1299 nucleotides long. Lineage: Eukaryota; Fungi; Ascomycota; Sordariomycetes; Hypocreales; Bionectriaceae. The record is from the annotation of a GenBank genome assembly.